AUGGCUGCUGCAAACAUCAUUGUUUUAAUUUUUUUGACGUCCACCAUCGUCUCUGCUGGACUCAGCUGCCCUGAGCUGUGCGUCUGCUCAGAUAAACAUGGUCGGCACUUCGUUGAAUGCUCCAACAAACACUUAGCUGAAGUCCCAGGUGGUUUACCUGCAAAUGUUACGACUCUGAGUCUGUCCUCUAACCGGAUCAGUGUAAUACCGCUGGGCAGCUUUGAUAAUGUGACCAAGGUGACGUCUCUGUGGAUGGCCUACAACGAGAUUGUCUCCAUCCAACAAGGGAGCCUCGUACCAUUGGUUCAUCUGCGCAAUUUUGACAUCAGCCACAAUGGAAUUGUAGACUUCCCCUGGGGGGAUCUGCAGAAGCUCCCAGCUCUGCAGCUCCUGAAGAUGAAUCACAACAAGAUGUCCAACCUGCCCAGAGAUGCCUUCUCCAACCUCAAAGACCUGAGGUCCCUUCGACUCAACGAUAACGAGUUUGUAACUUUAGCUGAAGGAACGUUUGACGGUUUGGUAUCUUUGUCACAUGUGCAAAUUUACAACAAUCCUUUUGCAUGUACCUGUUCCUUGGACUGGCUUCGAGACUGGAUUUUAACAACUAUCGUCCCGGUUCUGGAUCAGAGCUUGAUCAGUUGUGCAACUCCUGAAAAGCUCAAAGGGGAACUAAUUGUAAAACUGCCUACGUCAAAGUGCACAAGCCCAAAUGUGACAAUACAAACUGAGCCAAAUACUCAUAUGGCAAGUCUCUAUGAGGACGGUGCGCUGGUUCUGACUUGUGAGUUUAAAGGAAACCCAAAGCCAGUUGUGAUAUGGAACAUUCACAGCAAAAGACAGAAGCAGGAGGUGGUUUUGUCCGUCAGUGAAGAGACAUCUGCAGGGUCUAAUGAGAACUCUGAAAACUCUGUUCAAGUCUUUAAUAACGGGACUCUUUUUAUUUCAAACAUCAGGCAAGAAGAUGCCGGAAACUACAGCUGCUUUGCCACAAAUGAGAUAGGUAGAGCUGAGGAUACGGUGUUUGUGAAAGUGAUACCACGUCCAAAACCAAAACCCAUAAAACUAAUGACCACAAUAUUCACUUUCACAAAAACAAACCCCUCUAGACGCAAACAAACAGACAACAUGUCCCUUUUUGAUUUUGAUUCAAAUAGAAAAGACACUCAGAUAGACAUACCCACCUUGGCUCCCACUACAGAAAGCAUCAUGUCCAAAUAUUUUGAAGAAGCAAGAGUUCUGUCACGAUCCAGUAAAUGUGGCUUGACAGCGAACACCAAGAACCUCUCCAAUCAUGUCCUCAACGAGAGCCUGGAUGACAUGAAGCAGUACGUGUUUGACUUUGGUGUCAUAGCUUUAGGUGUGUCAGAAACAGAAGCAACGGUGCAUCUCAGUCCUCUCUUAGUACCCAAAGACAGGAGCACCAACCAAGGUGCCCCUACCACAUCCAACAGCUUUCAGACUGACAGUGAGGAGAGCGUUGACUUCCCUGAUGUCUUCAAUAAAGUUCAUUCAAACGGUUUGUAUCUGUGCAUCGCUGUAGAUGGCAAACACUCUGCCGUGCAGUGGUCCCAAAUCAAGGAAGGCAUCAACGCGUAUCUGUUCAGUGGUUUACAACCUGGCACCAACUACUCCCUGUGUCUGACCUACAGAGGGGAAGACUGUGAGGUCCAAGUCCUAUUUGCUACCAGAAAGAGGGUCCCAAACCUGCUGAUUAUCAUCUCUGUCAGCAUCUGCCUCCUCACGGUGUCCACCGUGCCUCUGCUCGGCGCAACAUGCUUCCACCUGGUGUAUAAGUACCGAAGCAAGACCUACAAGUUGAUCCUAAAGGCCAAAGACCAGUACCAUACAGAGAGGAACCUGAACUUAACCUUGUCGCUGCGCACUGAGUCUCGGAAGAAGAUCACUGAAGAGGAUGGGACUACGGAGAGCGCAAACGAUGCGGAGAAAGAGGCCGAUACAGAGGAGAGUGUUGUGACGGAGUCUGUAUCUAUGUCUCACUGCAGGUAUAACCCAGAAGACUGUGAGGUGGGCUCUGAGUACAGCGACAAGUUACCUUUAGGAGCUGAAGCCAUGAAUAUUACCAGCAACUACAAAUAUCCUAAUGACUAA
This is a messenger RNA of Nematolebias whitei (Rio pearlfish), 2109 nucleotides long. Its product is annotated as immunoglobulin superfamily containing leucine-rich repeat protein 2-like. Gene Ontology annotation, molecular function: protein binding. The record is from RefSeq and is a predicted model, not a curated record. Bases 1 to 2109 code for a protein of 702 amino acids. NCBI's taxonomy places the organism in Eukaryota, Metazoa, Chordata, Actinopteri, Cyprinodontiformes, Rivulidae. The transcript has a single exon.